This is a messenger RNA of Mytilus californianus (California mussel), 450 nucleotides long. RefSeq lists its product as uncharacterized. The coding region runs from base 70 to 450 and encodes 126 amino acids. NCBI's taxonomy places the organism in Eukaryota, Metazoa, Mollusca, Bivalvia, Mytilida, Mytilidae. The transcript is spliced from 6 exons. The record is from RefSeq and is a predicted model, not a curated record.
CGUGCAUAGUGAAACCGAAUCUCACAGCAGUCGCUAAGUUUAUCAGUAACAGUGGAUUACCAUGGCGGUAUGACUAAACACACAAAGUUAAUGGGAUAUAAAUGUUUUCAAAUUUUAAUUCUGAUUUGGAUUUUUGUGUAUUUUUGUGAUGGAGACAUAAUAAUUUCACGAUGCCAUGAAGAGUGUGCGAGACAGGUGAGAGGUGUGAAUGAGGGAGAUCUGUUUUGUAAUAAAGAUUGUAAACUAUAUCAGUGUAACUCAGGAUGCGAUAGUUAUCAAACUGCAGUAAAUUCCAGCUGUCAGGCAGUUUGUAAAAAGGAUGGGACCAGUUCUGCUAGAAGUUUACAACAGACAGAGAGACAAUAUUGUACUCAGGGAUGUAGUUAUGCCUUAAAUGUGUUCACAGAUAGCAUAAAGGGUUGUGCAUUGAUGGGGUCAUGGCAUGAUUAA